CCCUCCACUAACUGCCACUGAUCGAGCCCAGCGCUCCACUGCCUUCAUUCAUUCACACAUACUCUGUCUCCCCGUCUCUCUCUCUCCCUCCCUCUGUCUCUCGCGCUCAGAGCUGCUCCAGAGCUGGACCUUUACUCUCGGCAUCUUCCCGUUUUCUCCUUCAGCCUCACUUCUGUAACUGCUGUUCGCGGAGGAAACGAGCGUCGGGUUAAGUUCCUAUCCGCUGAGGAGAUGACAGAAGCGUCCCGCUGUCCAGCUAGCCGUCCAGCUAUGCUCAGCGCGAGAGCCACUGCCAGCUGAGAGGACAUGGACGGAAGCACUGUCCAGUUUGGAAGCGGACCACAGCGCGAAUAGCUGAAGAGGAGAAGAAGAGGAAGCUCGCAGUGCCAACGAGCCCCGUUCAGUCAUCGAUAACUCGGGUGGAAUGUGAAUCCACAGCGUAGUUGUAGCGCGUUUCUCACGGACCCGUUCGGUGGUUCCUGGAGCUCGAGCACGAAACCACUACAGGUGCAUCAGACAGCGAGCCUGAGGCUUCUGCAGAGGAGACCUUCACUUUCUGACCCGCUUCAGCCGUGUGUCGGCAGGAAAAGAGAAAGCCACAUCCUGCCCGGCUUUCCUGACCUUACUAGUGCUGCUGUCCAACGGGGAAGCCUCCAGGGUUCUGCAACACUCUGGCACAAACCCAGUGAGGGAAUAAGCUCAGCUAUGUCUGCCUAGCAGCAGCUCUCAGCCCACAGUGCGCCAGUGCAACCACCUGUUUGACAGACUACCAGAGCCCUAAUACAACCAGCUUUCUGUCAGAGCGACUGUGGGUACAACGCACAAAGAGGAUUUUCUCAGCCACUGUGGAAAACUGACCUUUCUCAACCAUGCAUCACUCCCUUCAAAGCAACUAUUUCUUCCCCCCUCUCCUCCUUCUUAUCUUUCUCUGUAUCCCCUCCAAUGCCAGCUCCCCUGACCUAGCCUACUCCAAUGCCAAUUGUUCCCAAGGCGACGUCUGCUCCGAGGGUGUGAUCUUACCCGUCUGGAACCCCCAGAACCCAUCGGUGGGUGAUAAGGUGGCUCGUGCCAUCGUCUACUUUGUGGCACUGGUCUACAUGUUCCUGGGCAUGUCGAUCAUUGCGGACCGAUUCAUGUCUUCCAUUGAGGUCAUCACCUCGCAAGAGAAGGAGAUUACCAUCAAGAGGCCCAACGGUGAGACCACCACAGCAACUGUGCGCAUCUGGAACGAGACUGUUUCUAACCUGACCUUGAUGGCUUUGGGUUCUUCAGCUCCGGAGAUUCUGCUGUCAGUCAUCGAGGUUUGUGGGCACCAGUUUAAAGCUGGAGACUUGGGCCCCAGCACCAUCGUUGGCAGCGCUGCCUUCAACAUGUUCGUCAUCAUUGGAAUCUGCGUCUACGUUGUACCUGACGGCGAGACCCGGAAAGUCAAGCACCUCAGAGUCUUCUUUGUGACCGCAGCAUGGAGUGUCUUCGCCUACGUUUGGCUCUACAUAAUCCUCUGUGUGUCAUCCCCCAGUGAAGUCGAGGUUUGGGAGGCCGUUCUCACCUUCCUCUUCUUCCCCAUCUGUGUGGUGCAGGCGUGGGUGGCCGACCGUCGCCUGCUCUUCUACAAGUAUGUCCGCAAGCACUACCGCGCGGACAAGAGCCAUGGCAUUGUGGUAGAGACGGAAGGAGGUGAAGAGAUGGUGAAGGAGACAGGUUUCACAAAAAUGGACAUGCUAGAGCUGGACGGUAUGGCAGCCCACCUUGACGGCAUGCUGGGAGGAGAGGAUGGAUUGGGAGGGCGCGAUCAGGAGGAGGAGGCCAGGAGGGAUAUGGCUAGGACACUGAAGGAGCUCAAGCAAAGACACCCGGACAAAGACAUGGAGCAGCUCAUCGAGAUGGCCAACUAUCAGGUGCUGGUGCAGCAGCAGAAGAGCCGAGCAUUUUAUCGUAUCCAGGCCACCAGGAUGAUGAUUGGUGCAGGGAACAUCCUGAAGAAGCAUGCAGCAGAUCAGGCCCGGAAGGUGGUGAGCAGUGGAGAGACUCGGGAGCAGGAGGACGACCCCUACACCACACGGCUGGAGUUUGAGCCAGCGCUCUACCAGUGCUUCGAGAACUGUGGCUCCUUGAAGCUCACUGUGGGGCGACAUGGAGGGGACGCAGGGUGUACCGUCAAGGUUGACUACCGUACUGAAGAUGGCACUGCCAACGCUGGCUCCGAUUAUGAGUUUGCUGAAGGCACUCUGGUCUUCAAGCCUGGAGAGACGCUGAAAGAGCUGACUGUGGGCAUCAUCGACGACGACAUAUUUGAGGAGGACGAGUACUUCUACGUCCACCUUAGCAAUCCACGAAUUGUGGGCUGGGCCGAUGGACAUCCAGUUGCCUUGGAUACCGGAGCCCCGACUCCUAAGGCAGCGCUGGGGGAGGCUCACACAGCCACAGUGACCAUCUAUGAUGAUGACCACGCAGGCAUCUUCACGUUUGAGAGCGAGUCUACGCGGGUCAGUGAAAGUGUGGGCAUAAUGCAGGUGAAAGUCCAGAGGACAUCCGGUGCACGAGGCCUGGUGGCCGUACCCUACAGGACCAUUGACGGGACAGCCCGCGGUGGCGAGGACUACGAAGAAGUUUCAGGAAAACUGGAGUUCCAAAAUGAUGAGACCAUGAAGAUUAUUGAAGUGAAGAUUAUCGACGAUGAGGAGUAUGAGAAGAAUAAAAGCUUCAUCAUUGAGCUGGGGGAACCGGUUCUCCUGGAGGUCGGACAGAAACAUGGAGACUCCAAUGAGAACAAGCCUGCAGUAGGAGCAGAAGAAGAAGAGGUGGCUAAGAUGGGCUGUCCCAGCCUAGGAGAACACACCAGGCUGGAGGUGGUGAUUGAAGAGUCCUAUGAGUUUAAGAGCACAGUGGAUAAGCUCAUUAAGAAGACCAAUCUGGCUCUGGUAGUGGGUAGCAGCAGCUGGAGGGAGCAGUUUGUCAGUGCGGUUACCGUGAGUGCAGGUGACGAUGAUGAGGAGGAGAGUGGCGAGGAGCGUCUUCCAUCCUGCUUCGACUACAUCAUGCACUUCCUCACCGUCUUCUGGAAGGUCCUCUUUGCCUUCGUGCCCCCCACUGAAUACUGGAAUGGGUGGGCAUGUUUCAUCGUGUCAAUCUCGUUGAUUGGCAUCUUAACAGCAGUGACGGGUGACCUGGCCUCGCACUUCGGCUGCACCGUCGGCCUAAAGGACUCUGUCACUGCCGUGGUGUUUGUAGCACUGGGCACCUCUAUACCAGACACCUUUGCCAGUAAGGUCGCUGCCAUACAGGACCAGUAUGCCGACGCCUCCAUCGGUAAUGUAACGGGCAGUAAUGCGGUCAACGUCUUCCUGGGCAUCGGUGUGGCAUGGACCAUUGCUGCUGUGUACUGGCGCACUAAGGGCAAACCCUUCCAGGUGGAUCCCGGCUCUCUGGCCUUCUCCGUCACACUCUUCACUGCCCUGUGCGUGGUGUGUGUCAGUGUGCUCCUGUACCGCCGGCGCCUCUCAGUGGCCGGAGGAGAACUCGGGGGCCCUCGGACUUGCAAACUGAUUACCUCAUUGGUCUUCAUCAUGCUUUGGCUUAUCUACAUUCUUCUGGCUUCUCUGGAAGCAUACUGCCACAUUCCUGGAUUCUGAAAGAAAGAGAGAUGAGAGAGAGAGAAAGACCCAGAGAAGGAACAGGAAUAAGGUAGUGAAGGGACUUUAGGUCGACUUCUCGCAGUAGAUCAGUAUCUCCUGACACAUUUUAGUCUUUCAAAUGAACUAUGAGUGUCUCUUCGGUUCCCACACUAUAAACUUUUCCUCUCUCGUCCGUCCUCUCUGUUCUCUAGCAGUACCUUACUGUGGGUUCCUUUCUCCUUUUGCCUUACUGUAAGACCUCUAAAGUUGUCUUAAAAUUGUCUCUGCACUCUUAAAAAUAAAGGUUCCUAGAUUGUUACUGGCUAGAACAUACAAUUCAAGGAAAAUCCAUUAAUUUGUAUACAACCUUUACAUUAUGUGGAGGUUCUUUAAACAAAGUUUCUUUAAACAAAGUGCUUCUUUGAGGAAUUGUUCAUUGAAAGGUUCUACAAAGAAUCAAAAUGGUUCUUCUGUGGUAUCGCUCCCAAGAACCCUUUUUGGCACCUUUAUUUUAAAGAGUGUACCAGUAACCAGUGAGCCUAUAGAGUUUUCCCUCUUCUUCAACCACUCCGUCCUGUUUGAGCCAGUCUGAAGAUCCGGUUUCUGAAAGUUACGUUUUUCUACUCCUUUUCAAUAGUGUCAAGUGUUAAAAGUUGUUAAAAGUUGUUAUCGUGUAAUUGUAACAGUGAUAUUCUAGAGGAUGUUUGGACCAAGACAGGUCAACAGCAACAAAGCGGAAUUGAAUAAAAUGAAGGACUGUAAGUGUUCAUGUGUGAAAGAGUUGAAGCCAAUUUCAAGAAGGAAUAACUUUCUGUAAAAAAAAAAGGAAAAAUGAUGUGAACGUGAAGAAAUGGUGUAAUACGGAAUGAGAAGAAGCUGUUUUAGUGGAGGAUUCCUUGACAGGAAGUUCUGAUCCUGGACUCAGAAAGGAAAGGAUAAAGGACCAAUCAGAAUGAGGACAAUUUAGAAAAUGGUAGUGAUGGUGCUGAAGAUUACGUAGACUGUAAAAAACUGUAAAGACUGGACAAUGACGCUGCCCAGUCCCAGGCUAUAAAAGGAUAUUCAGCAGAGCUUUCUGAUGCACGUUCUGAAUCUAAACACUAGUAAGCUGUGUGCUAAAGUGCAGUGAGAGUCAGGGAGCAAUGUGUGUGAUGGCAUUUAGCGUGGGGGACGUCCACUUUUGUAACGUCGGAAAAAAAAAGGAAAAGUGUUACUAUGGAAAUGCUGGACGGGCAUGGGAAAUGACCUUUGCCACAGAAAAGCCCUGAAGUAGUCUGUGUGCUCAGAGCAUGUACACAGUCUGUUCUCACUGGAGCGUUUUAUGUGAUCAAACGUUGCAGGUGUUAUUACUAUUAAUGCUAUUUUUAUUUUGAUAUACUGAUUACAAUACUUGGUCGCUGUUGUCAGACUACAACCCCAAUGUUACUGUAUGUUACCCGUCGUCACUGUUUAUGUUGUCCAGGUCAAUGUUUGUGACAAUUGGACUUACUGUGAUUUGGGGAAUCAGAGAAUGAUAGAGCAGGACCGAGAGGGAGACAGAAAGAGAAAGCUAGACAGAGAGAGAAAGUUACACUUCAUCCUCCCUCUGUCUCUGUCUGCUGUAUUUCUGCGUUUUAAGAGUGAUUGACAGAAUAGUCACAUGCAAACGAGAAAAAAAGGAAAGAAGAGCAAGGAAAAAAAACUGGGAGAAGUGUGACAGAUUUAGUACUCGUGCAGACGUUUAGCUAUUCAGAGUAGCUGCCUCAGCCUAAUACAUUGUUUUGAGUGAUGGGAUGCGUAUGCAGUGUAUUUUUAGGACCUCCUGUUGCUAGGCGACCAUUCCAGAGAGUCAUUGUCUUGUCUGAGCCUGUUGAUACUCUGUGUGUAUGUAUGCGUGUGUGUGUGUGUGCGUGUGUGUGUGUGUGCGUGUGUGUGUGUGCGUGCGUGUGUGUGUGUGUGUGGUAAUUGCCUUUUAAGGUCACUACCUUUCUUUCCUGCAGUCUGCUCAUUCCUUAGUCCUAAUGAAUUGAAGGCCAGCCCAGAAACAUCCCAAUGCAAAAACAACUGCUGUAAUUGGAUUCUAUCAGCAGAUAGCUGGAGUGUUUUCUGAAUGAGAGAGAGCGAGAGCAAGAGUGGGGGAGGAGCUUCAGUGACGUUUGGAGAUAAAGAAUGGAGGGGAUUAGUUGGGAGAGUGUUUCUGGAUUAAGAGUCAGAUAGGUGAUUGUGGGAAAUGUAGUUGUAGAGAAUGGAAAUGUAGUUUGUUGCUGUCAUACCAAAACCUUGUAACCCUUGUAACGUUUUGUUUUAUUGUUUCUUUUUUUAUUUGUGCCAUUUGAAAGCCAGCUGCCUUUUACAUUGUAUGAUCAUUUCAUUAUAAUUUGACCAAUAGAAAUGCUC
This is a messenger RNA of Colossoma macropomum (tambaqui), 5990 nucleotides long. It is a transcript of the gene slc8a4b, whose product is annotated as solute carrier family 8 member 4b. The transcript has 10 exons. Bases 870 to 3632 code for a protein of 920 amino acids. Gene Ontology annotation, molecular function: calcium:sodium antiporter activity. The record is from RefSeq and is a predicted model, not a curated record. Gene Ontology annotation, cellular component: sarcolemma; axon; postsynapse. NCBI's taxonomy places the organism in Eukaryota, Metazoa, Chordata, Actinopteri, Characiformes, Serrasalmidae. Gene Ontology annotation, biological process: cell communication; sodium ion transmembrane transport; calcium ion import across plasma membrane.